AUGGCAUCCGUCACUAUCCUCGCCGCACUCCUCCUUGUCAGCUGGACACUCAUCACCCUCCUCAUCCUCAUCAUCGCCUUUGCUGUCUACUACCUCAAAGACAGCUACACUUUCAAGGUCCACCUUGAACGCACCCCCACUCCACUCUCCACCACCCCUAUCGACGAACAAGCCCUCAACUGGGCCAAUAACGGAGCACAAGUAACGUCCCCAGUCGAGCUAACCCCCACACCGUUUACUGACUUGCUUAGUGCCCUACUGGGCUUCUUCCUCACCACCCUCCUCUCCGUCCUCGCCCUUGCCCUCAUUGUCCCCCUCACCCUUCGUCUCACCAUCCGACACCUAGAGAGGGAGCACCAGUGGGCAUUCAACAUUGCCGCCACCGCACAGCGCCCCCUCCCCCAUACCACCACCACCCUUCCAGUCAUUGCGGCCAACAGGGAUUCCAAUAAUCCCACUCAGGUGUAUUUUGAGUACAUAAGAGAACACCAAGAUUAG
This is a messenger RNA of Fibroporia radiculosa, 498 nucleotides long. RefSeq lists its product as uncharacterized. Lineage: Eukaryota; Fungi; Basidiomycota; Agaricomycetes; Polyporales; Fibroporiaceae. Bases 1 to 498 code for a protein of 165 amino acids. The transcript is spliced from 2 exons. The record is from RefSeq and is a predicted model, not a curated record.